Dunckerocampus dactyliophorus (ringed pipefish) is the source of this 15872-nucleotide messenger RNA. It is a transcript of the gene birc6, whose product is annotated as baculoviral IAP repeat containing 6. Gene Ontology annotation, biological process: apoptotic process; regulation of cytokinesis; negative regulation of apoptotic process. Gene Ontology annotation, cellular component: nucleus. Lineage: Eukaryota; Metazoa; Chordata; Actinopteri; Syngnathiformes; Syngnathidae. The record is from RefSeq and is a predicted model, not a curated record. The transcript is spliced from 73 exons. Bases 273 to 15212 code for a protein of 4979 amino acids. Gene Ontology annotation, molecular function: ubiquitin conjugating enzyme activity; cysteine-type endopeptidase inhibitor activity.
UAACGCGGAAGUAUCGCGAGAUGUGCCACUAGGCUACGCUACCUUCGUGUGACUAUCAUGUAACUGACAGCUAAGCCCGCCAGCACUUUCUCAACGCUGUUAGUGAAUAGCCGCUGCUACGCUGACGGGCGGACGGCAAGAAGCCACAGAAGGGGUCAGCAGUGGCGGAGGAGUGACAGUGUGGAGUUAGUCCUGUAGAUUUACUUCUAUUGACAGUGUCAACGCUUCCUAACACACACAAGAAGGGACGGGAAGGGGAAAAAUAGGGAAAGAUGGCGGCCGCGGCCUCGCCGGGCUCCGGCUCGUCCACCCCCUCGGACUGGAUUGUACUGAGAGACGGCUGCCUGCGUUGCGACGAGGAGGGCCUGCGAAGCCUUUCCUAUCACCCGACCCUCAAUGCGAUCCUCGCCGUCACAAGUAAAGGGGGCAUCAAAGUCAUUGACGGCACUUCUGGGGCCAUUCUCCAGGCUUCCACGCCUCACGUUAAACCGGGUGGCCGUGUCCGGUGUCAGUACUUUCCAGCUGUGGAUAAGGUGCUUUUUGUUGACGACUAUGCAGUGGGAUGCAGGAAGGACCUAAAUGGCAUCCUGCUGUUGGACACAGCCCUCCAACCUCCAGUUGCCAAACCUGAGGAUCUGGUUCAGAUGGAGCUUCCUGUCACUGAGGCCCAGCAGCUGCUGUCAGCCUGUCAGGAAAAGAUCGAUGUUUCUAACACAAAGGGCUACGAACUCUUCAUUGUACAGCUUAAAGAAGGCCUGAAGAAUACCUCACAUGAGACAGCAGCCAAUCACAAAGUGGCCAAGUGGGCAACGGUAACCUUCCAGCUUCCCCACCAUGUGCUGAAGUUGGUUGCCAGUGCCAUUGUCAGUGAGCUGAAGAAGAUCAACCAGAACAUUGCUGCCUUGUCUGUGGCCUCAUCCAUCAUGGACAGACUCUCCUACCUCUUGUCAAGCGCCCGACCUGAGCUUGGGGUGGGCCCUGGGCGCUCUGUAGACAGAUCUUUAAUGUACAGCGAGGCCAACAGGAGGGAGACGUUUACAUCAUGGCCACAUGCUGGGUACCGGUGGGCUCAGCCCGAUCCAAUGGCUCAGGCCGGGUUUUACCACCAGCCUGCCUCAACAGGGGAUGACCGAGCCAUGUGUUUCACCUGCAGUGUGUGUCUGGUAUGUUGGGAACCUACAGAUGAGCCGUGGUCUGAACACGAGCGACAUUCCCCCAAUUGUCCAUUUGUAAAGGGUGAGCACACACAAAAUGUUCCCUUGUCAGUCACACUGGCAACCAGUCCAGCCCAGUUUCCCAACAGCCCCGACUUUUCGGACAAAAUUGCCUGCUACGGCUUUGGCAGCUGCCCACAGUUCCUGGCUGUUGCCACAAAGAGGGGCAAGAUCUGUAUUUGGGAUGUCUCGAAAAUGAUGAAGGUACACCUGAAGUUUGAUAUUAACCCGUAUGACCCAGCCAUCCUGAAGCAGCUGAUCCUGUGUGGGGGUGAACACAGCCAGCAGACACUGACAGAGUCUCGGACACAGAGUUUGGCCUGGAUUGAGGAAUCUUCCUCCUGCUCGGACCUGCCCAAGCUGGAGGGAGACAGUGAUGACCAGCUGGAGGACUCCGACAGUGAUGAACAUUCCCGGUCUGAGUCAGUAACUGGCCAACCGUCCCAGUGGGACAGCAUGGAUGUGAGCCUCGGCGUAACAGCGCUCAGUGUACUCCAGCAGCCAGAGGCGCUCCAGUGGGCGGUGGUGGCCAGUGUGCUCAAGGACACCGUCAAAGACUUGGAAGAACUGGGUGCCAAGCCCUCACUGAAUCAAGCCAAGGCCCACCACCAGGCCAAAGCAAAGGACAAGGUCCCCGAGCACCACAACAUUCCUUUUCCCUGCUUGCUGGCUGGAGGGCUGCUUAGUUACCGUGCGACAUCUGGCCAUUCCACGAGUGGACCCCAUCCCGCAGUCCCAUCUUCAACUCGCAGGGUGUCAGAUAGUCCCUGUAGAACUCAGGGCCCUCAGCCCUUCCAACCUGGGCCUCUUCAGGACCAAGGUCCAAUGGAAAUAGACACUUGUCCUUCACAGACUGCUGCUCAGGAGCAGGGCUUCUCUAACUUGGUAGGUUCUCAACCUCCAAGUUCCUCUUCUGUGUCAUCUGUGCACAGGACGAUACCUGUGCUGUUGCUAUACAGUAUCAGAGAGACGGACGACAAGUCGUCAGGGCAGGUGUUUGCUCAGAUGAACAACCAGAUGAGCAAGGGCCUCCACGAUGAGGGCUUCACUGUGCCACAGAUCAUAGAGAUGGAAUUUGACUCACACGAGCAGCUUCUUCUCCAGGAUCCCCCAAUCACAUACAUUCAGCAGUUUGCCGAUGCAGCAACUAAUCUGGCGGGUUGUGACGGUCUGAUGGACAAAUGGAGCACGUUGGCUGCGGCGACGACUUCCUCUUCCCCGCCUCGCCCCGGAGCGCUGGUGCAGUGCUUCAGGUUGCCCAAACAACUGGAAGAGGAGAAUCUUUGCGUCGACUCCAUUACGCCGUGCUUGGACGGCGUCCACCUUCUCGUUGUGCUGCAGCCGUGCAACACAAUCUCUCUCAGCGCGACAAACCAAGUUGAAGCUCUGAACAAUCUGAACCGCCUGCACUCUGCCCACUGCAGCCAGCAGAAAGGCGACCCCCGACAUUCAGUAGCCAAUGGCGUGGAAGGCAACCACCAAGAGAGUACAGCACCUCAGUCAACCCUCAUCCUGCCUUCAGAGGACCAGCAGGAGACGUGCCCCAUUGGAGGAGGCUAUCUUCUUCUCUAUGAACUCAACUACUCUAGCCGUAUUGUGACCUUGUAUGAGGAACCUGUCAAAGUGCAGCAAAUAUGUCAGCCUUGCGAUGCAAUUACCUCCCUAGUAUUGCUUCCUCCAGAUUUGCUUGAUAGCCGGGAAGAUGAUAGUGAGGAGACUCCCGAGGAGCCUUCCUCAGGUUCGAAAAAUGGCACAUUGCAGUGUGGAAUUGGCGUGGCAGGCUCUGCGAGUUCUCUAGCACGUACCACAGGUGGUGCAGCCACCAGCAGCAGCAGCGCCGCUGCCACCAGUCCCUCCACUGUCGGCUCAGACCAGAAAGAGUCCAAGAUACAAGAGGUUGGCCACCUGGUGGUGACCACACAGGCUGGGAAUAUUAUGAUCCUGGACCUGUCCACUUUGGAGGUUCUAACCAAGGUGGAGCCACCUAAAGUAGAAGGAUCGACGGAAGAGAUGGACCCCUUUGUUUCUGUUACUUAUUGCUCUGGGACUGACCGCCUUUGUGCCUGCACUAGAGGUGGAGAACUUCAUUUCCUUCAAAUUGGAGGUGUUUGUGAUGACAUAGAUGACAGCGACAUGUUCAUUGAUGGCCCCAUUUCUAAAGGGGCUGAACUGUUGCUGGAGGGGGCCAGACCGUCCUCCAAUCCUUCUAGCCCUGGGAUCACAGGAAUAGACCUCCUGGUGGACCAACCGCUGACCACAGAAAGCCUAACGUCUCUGGUGGAGUUGACACGCUUUGAAACGUUGACGCCCCGCUUCUCGGCCACGGUGCCGCCAUGCUGGGUUGAGGUGCAGCAGGAGCAGCAGCAGCGACGCCACCCGCAGCACCUUCACCAGCAGCACCACGGAGAUGCAGCCCAGCACACUCGCACUUGGAAGCUUCAGAGCGAUAGUUCCAGCUGGGACGAGCAUGUCUUUGAACUGGUGCUGCCCAAGGCCUGCAUGGUGGGCCAUGUGGACUUCAAGUUUGUCCUCAAUGCCAACACUGUCAACAUUCCUCAAAUCCAGAUCACUUUAUUGAAGAAUAAAGCGCCUGGCCUGGGCAAAGUUAAUGAGGCAGCAGUUGACAGACAGAUCACAUUCCCCCUCUCCAAUGUCCUCCAUGCCAACGGGGAGAAGAAUGGUCGGCCUUCAAUGCAUGACUUUGCUGAGGACAUCCAGUUUAUGGACACUGAGGAAGCAUCAGGCUCCUUCUUGUGUCCAUUUUUGGAAGACCACAAGGAGGACAUCUUAUGUGGACCAGUGUGGCUUGCCAGCGGGCUGGACCUCUCCGGUCAUCGAGGCAUGCUGAGCCUCACCAGCCCCAAGUUGGUCAAAGGAAUGGUGGGUGGAAAGUACCGCUCCUUCCUGGUUCACAUCAAGGCAGUGAGUGACAAAAACAUGGAAGACAGCCCCAGACCCAUGGUGAGAAUGCCCAGUGCCAAGCCCCAGUGCUCCAAAUCUCACUCACUGUCCACUCUGCUGCAGCGGGCUCAGGCCUCCAAGGACAAGGUGUCUGCCACUAAGCCAGAAACCCAAGCAUCAUCCAAGAAAGUCGAACAUCUACAAGGCUGCGACCUUCUGCAGGAAGUAUCCAUCACCAUCAGAAAGUUUAAAAAGACAUCGGUUCCAAAGGAGAGGGUGCAGCGUUGUGCAAUGCUGCAGUUCCCAGACUUCCACGAGAAGCUGCUGGAUGCAUUGUGUCAGCGGAUAGAGGGUGGCCUCUCCCCAGAACACGCUCAAAGCCUCAUCCUUGACAUCCUGUGCUGGCUGGCUGGUGUUUUUGCCAACGGCCCUUGCAGCUUACAUGAAGGGAAGGAAGGGCUGCUGGUGAAAACCAGGGUGAGGCUGAUGGAUAUUGUCUCCGUGUGUUUCUUCGAGGCCGGCCGGAGCGUAGCUCACAAGUGCGCUCGCUUUUUUGCACUUUGCAUCAGCAAUGGAAAAGGAGAUCCGAGUCAACAGGGUUUUGGCACGAGCCUGCUGAAGGCUCUGCUGGACAACAUGCAGCGCUUACCUGCUGCAGCAACAGGCGGCUCGGUGUUCUGGUACUUUGUGUUGCUGAACUAUGUCAAGGAAGAGGACCUGGCAGGCUGCAGCACCGCCUGCGCUUCCUUACUCACAGCCAUCUCCAGACAGCUGCAAGAUCGACUCACACCAAUGGAGGCACUGCUGCAGACCAGGUACGGACUGUACAGCUCCCCUUUUGAUCCGGUGCUCUUUGACCUGGAGAUCAGCGGUUCCUCCUGUAAGAACGCCUUCAACAGCAGCAUGGGCGUCCAGUCAGAUGAGAUUGACCUGUCUGACAUUCUCUCAGGGAACGGAAAAGUAAGCAGCUGUGCAGCAGCAGAGGGAAGCUUCACAGCAUUAACGGGGCUCCUCGAGGUGGAGCCUUUGCACUUUACUUGCAUCUCUACUAGUGAUGGCACACGAGUGGAGCGAGACGACGCCAGCAUGUUCACUGUGAGUACUUUUGGUGUAACCCCUGCGGUCGGCGCCCUGUCGACGGGAACGGUCGGCGAAGCUUCGACAGCUCUUAGUUCUGCGGCCCAGGUGGCGCUGCAGUCUCUGUCCCACGCCAUGGUGUCUGCAGAACAGCAGUUACAGGUCCUACAGGAGAAGCAGCAGCAGCUGCUCAAGCUGCAGCAACAGAAGGCCAAGCUGGAAGCCAAGCUGCAUCAGACCACAUCUGCAGCUACUGCUGCCACCUCUGGUGUGGGACCCAUCCACAACUCAGUGCCUUCCAACCCGUCCUCUGCUCCGGGUUUCUUCAUUCAUCCUUCCGAUGGCAUCCCUCCAACGCCUAAAACCACGCCGCUCUUCAUGACCCCGCCUCUUACACCGCCAAAUGAAGCCGUAUCUGCAGCCUUCAGUGCUGAGCUGGCGCACCUCUUCCCUGGCUCCAUGAUGGACCCUGGACCUGUCAACCUGGCAGCGCAUAAAAACUCCCAGAAAGUCAAACCGAACCCAAUGGGCAGCGGGUUGGCUUUAGCCAUUUCUCAGGCAUCUCACUUCUUGCAGCCUCCUCCACAUCAGUCUAUCAUCAUAGAGCGGAUGCACUCUGGAGCUCGGCGCUUUGUGACGCUGGACUUUGGCCGACCCGUCCUGCUGACAGAUGCGCUGAUCCCGACCUGUAGCGACCUGGCCUCUCUGUCCAUAGACAUUUGGACACUGGACGAGGAGGUGGACGGACGCAGGCUGGUGGUGGCCACCGACAUCAGCACCCACUCCCUCAUCCUGCACGACCUGCUGCCUCCUCCCACAUGCCGCUUCAUGAAGAUCACUGUGAUUGGGCGCUACGGCAGUACCAAUGCUCGGGCAAAGAUUCCAUUGGGCUUUUACUACGGCCACACCUAUAUUCUACCCUGGGAGAAUGAGCUUAAAGUGAUCCACGAUCUCAUACGGGGGGAGAACGAUUCUGCUCGUCAGCCCGACGUGGAUCAGCACUUGACCAUGAUGAUUGCACUGCAAGAAGACAUCCAGUGCAGGUACAAUCUGGCUUGUCAUCGGCUGGAGACCCUCCUGCAGAAUAUUGACCUGCCGCCCCUCAAUAGCGCCAACAACGCCCAGUACUUCUUACGCAAACCAGACAAGGUGGUGGAGGAGGACCAACGUGUCUUUUCAGCCUACCAAGAUUGCACCCAGCUUCAGCUGCAACUCAACCUGGCUCACCACGCCGUCCAGCGACUGCGCGUGUCACUCGGCGCCAGUCGAAAGUCUUUCCCCACCCCCAGGUCUCAGGAAGCUCCAGACCUGGUCCACAACUCCUCCACAGAGCAGCUAAGAACCAUCAUCCGCUACCUUCUGGACACACUGCUCAGCCUGCUGCACUCAAACAACGGCCACUCGGUGCCAGCAGUGCUCCAGAACACCUUCCAUGCGCAGGCUUGUGAGGAACUCUUCAAACACCUUUGCCUCAGUGGGACACCAAAAAUCCGUCUUCAUGCCGGCCUGCUCUUGGUGCAGCUGUGCGGAGGCGAACGCUGGUGGGGACAGUUCCUGUCCAACGUAUUGCAGGAGCUCUACAACUCUGAACAACUGCUCAUCUUCCCCCAAGACAGAGUGUUUAUGCUCCUCUCCUGCCUCGGCCAAAGAUCCCUGAGCAACAGUGGUGUGUUGGAGGGGCUCCUCAACCUCCUGGACAGUUUGUUGUCUCCCUUGCAGCAACCACUAGCUGCUGCUCUGCACAGGACAGAAGGCGUUCUGGAUAUCCCUAUGAUCAGCUGGGUGGUGAUGCUCGUUUCCAGACUACUGGACUAUGUCACUAGUACAGAAGAUGAAGCUUCAGGUGGGAAGAAGCACCUUGGAGGGAAAGAGAGGGAAAGAACUUCUACAGGUAUUCAGUGGAGCUUUAUAAACAACAGCCUUCAGUCUCAGAAUACCAGCAGGUCAGCGAAAGGCAGCAGCAGCAGCCUUGACAGACUCUACUCCCGUAAGAUCCGCAAGCAGCUGGUCCACCACAAGCAGCAGUUAAAUCUAUUGAAAGCCAAACAAAAAGCUUUAGUGGAGCAGAUUGAGAAGGAAAAGAUCCAAAGCAACAAAGGUUCCUCCUACAAAUUACUGGUGGAACAGGCCAAGCUCAAGCAGGCUACAUCCAAGCACUUUAAAGACCUCAUCCGUCUGCGGCGGACUGCUGAAUGGCCCCGCUCUACGUUGGACACAGAGUCUGCAGCAGCCAAAGAAACGCCAGAGGUUGAGCCGCUGCCUUUCACGUUGUCCCAUGAGCGCUGCAUCUCUGUGGUGCAGAAGCUCGCCCUGUUUCUCCUAUCCAUGGACUUCACCUGUCACGCCGACCUGUUGCUUUUUGUCUGCAAGGUCAUUGCAAGGAUCGCUAAUGCCACAAGGCCGACAAUCCACCUGUCCGAGGUGGUGUCUGAGCAGCAGUUGGAGCGCCUGCUUCUCCUGCUUGUGGGGACGGACUUCAAUCGAGGGGAUAUCUCCUGGGGGGGUGCCUGGGCUCAGUAUUCCCUCACUUGCAUGCUACAGGACAUCCUGGCAGGUGAGCUGCUGUCUCCAGGUUCUCUCGAUGUUAUGGAUGAUGUUGCUGGUGCCGAGGAGGCCGGGGCGUCGUCCUCAUCGGUCGGUGUCGAUUCAGAUGAUCCCUUGCCCCAGCCGACGCCCAUCCCCUUAGUGGAGAGCAUUGACGAGGCCCUGGUGCCCGACAUCAUUGCAGGGGCUCCACCUCUGUCAUCUUUGGAAAAAGAUAAAGACAUAGACUUUGACUUGCUACAAGACCUGAUGGAUGUUGAUAUUGAUCCUUUAGAUAUUGAUUUGGAAAAGGAUCCACUUGCUGCCAAAGUGUUUAAGCCAAUAAGCAGCACGUGGUAUGACUACUGGGGUUCUGAUUAUAGCACGUACGCCUACACUCCAUACAUUGGAGGGGUUGGUAUUCCAGUGUCCAAACCACCCGUUGCGGUGGAGAAGCCUGGGCCACAGAGUCUUUCGAUCUCAGUUUCCCAAGCCCUGGAUGCUCGUCUGGAGGUGGGCUUGGAGCAGCAGGCUGAAUUGAUGCUGAAAAUGAUGGCAACUUUCCAGGCUGAUUCCAUUUUACAGGCUCUUACCUCAAGCUCCUCCACAGUCUGCCAGACCACCAACGGCACAGACGACUCUCUGUUGAGGGCUCUCCAUGGAGGUGGCUCUCCUCCUGGCAGCACCCUCAUAGUCCAGCCCUCCUCCAUCCCCAUGCUGAGUGCUUGCUUCAAUAAGCUGUUCUCUAUGCUGCAAGUCCACCACGUUCAGUUGGAGUCCCUGCUGCAGUUGUGGAUCACUCUAAGUCUCAACACGAGCUCAAGUGGCAGUGAAGAUAAUGGAUCGGACAUCUUCCUGUUCAACUCCAGUCGAGUACCCACCAUUCCACUUAACCAAGCGUCCAUUAGCAGUUUUCUCUCUGUGCUGGCGUGGUACCCAAACACCUCUCUCAGAACAUGGUGCCUGGUGCUGCAUUCACUAACCCUGAUGACCAACAUGCCCACCAUGGCCUCCAGUAAUGGGAUGAGCUCUCCAGAAAGCACAGCACAGCAGAUUGUGUCGGAUCUGACGCUGGUUCAUGUCCUGGUGCGCUUCCUGUCAGGCAGCAACACCAGCGGAACCAACCAGCAGAGCUCUCAGGUGGGACCCACUGCCACACGAGCCAUGCACGAGUUCUUGAGUCGCUUGCAGGUGCACCUUUCCUCCACCUGCCCACAAAUGUUCAGCGAGUUCCUCCUCGAGCUUCUGCACAUCCUGUCUACUGAAAGAGGUCCGUUCCAGUCGGGUCUGGGCCCUCUGGAUGCGCAAGUGAAGCUGUUGGAGUUUACUUUGGAGCAAAACUUUGAAGCGGUCUCUGUGGUCACAAUCUCCUCGGUCAUUGAGUCUAUCACCUUCCUGGUUCACCACUACAUCACCUGCUCCGACAAAGUUGUCUCCCGCAGCGGCUCGGACAGCUCUGUGGGCGCUCGAGCCUGCUUUGGAGGUCUUUUUGCCAACAUCAUCCGUCCCGGAGAUGCAAAAGCCGUCUGUGGCGAGACCACGCGCGACCAGCUGAUGUUCGACCUCCUCAAGUUGGUGAACGUGCUGGUUCAGCUUCCUUUGUCCGGGGACAGGGAGUUCAGCGGUCGGAUACCGGUGGCUGGCAGCGGAGCAGCUGACAUCAGCGUGUCUGAUGAAGAGAAAGUCUGCGGCAGCAAAGAGAGUGUGGCUGGGGGAUCAGCGUCCAGCCAGGGACCGUCUGCUGGAGUGGCGGAUCUGGUACUAGCAAAUCAGCAGAUAAUGAGUCAGAUCUUGUCUGCGCUCGGUCAGUGCAACAGCAGUGCCAUGGCCAUGAUUAUAGGUGCUAGUGGUCUCCACCUCACGAAACAUGAAAACUUUCACGGGGGUCUGGACGCCAUUUCCGUGGGUGACGGGCUCUUCACCAUCCUCACCACGCUCAGCAAGAGGGCCACGUCUGUACAGGUCAUGUUGCAGCCCAUCCUCACAUACAUGGCCUGUGGGUACAUGGGUCGGCAGGGAUCUCUGUCCACUUGUCAGCUGUCUGAGCCUCUUUUGUGGUUCAUUCUCCGCGUGUUGGAUACCAGCGAGGCUCUCAAAGCCUUCCAUGACAUGGGUGGCGUGCAGCUGAUUUGCAACAACAUGGUGACCAGCACCAGGGCCAUCGUGAACACAGCACGCAGCAUGGUGUCCACCAUCAUGAAAUUCUUAGAUUGCGGUCCUGGAAAGGCGUCAGACGGCAGCCUCAAAGCCCGAGUGAUGACGUCGGAGCCAGACAACGCAGAGGGACUCCACAACUUUGCCCCAUUAGGUACAAUUACAUCCAGCAGCCCCACUGCUCAACCGGCAGAAGUCCUCCUUCAAGCCACGCCGCCUCACCGCCGUGCUCGCUCUGCAGCCUGGUCCUACAUCUUCCUUCCAGAGGAGGCUUGGUGUGACCUCACCAUUCAUCUCCCUGCUGCCGUGCUGCUGAAGGAGCUCCACAUUCAGCCACACCUUGCUUCUCUUGCUACCUGCCCGUCCUCGGUGUCUGUUGAGAUCAGUGCUGAUGGAGUAAACAUGUUGCCGCUCUCCACGCCAGUCAUCACCAGCGGCCUCACGUACAUCAAGAUCCAGCUGGUCAAGGCUGAGGUGGCGUCAGCUGUGUGUCUGAGGCUGCACCGGCCUCGUGAUGCCAGCACCCUCGGUCUGUCUCAAAUCAAACUCUUGGGUCUGACGGCGUUUGGCAACACUUCUUCUGCAACAGUCAACAAUCCCUUCCUGCCCUCCGAGGACCAGGUGUCUAAAACCAGCAUUGGAUGGCUGCGUCUCCUUCACCACUGCCUGACGCAUGUCGGUGACCUGGAGACCAUGAUGGCCAGUGCAGCGGCACCGACCGCUAACCUGCUGCAGACCUGUGCCGCGCUGCUCAUGUCACCUUACUGCGGCAUGCACUCGCCAAACAUUGAAGCGGUGUUGGUGAAGAUCGGCCUGCAGUCUACACGUAUUGGUCUGAAACUAAUUGACAUCCUCUUGAGAAACUGUGCCGCCACCGGCACUGACCCUGCAAAUUUGAACAGUCCCCUGUUGUUUGGUCGGCUCAAUGGCCUCUCAUCAGACUCCACCAUCGAUAUUCUGUACCAGCUGGGCACUACGCAGGACUCAGGAACCAAGGACAGAAUCCAGGCUCUCCUCCAGUGGGUCCAUGACUCUUCAAGGGUCGCAGCUCUGAAAAUUCCAGUGGGCUACUCCGGCAGCGGUCGCGCUUCUUCUGCGUCGUUGAGGGAGUACGGUCUCCUCAUGCCCUCACCGUCCCAUCUCCACUGCGUGGCAGCCAUCUUGUGGCACAGCUACGAGCUGCCCGUUGACUACGACCUUCUUGCUCUCCUCAACAGAGAGCUCUUUGAGCUGCUGUACAACUGGUCCAUGUCGUUGCCGUGCAACAUCGUGCUGAAGAAGGCGGUGGAUAGCCUCCUGUGUUCCAUGUGCCACAUCCAUCCUCGCUACUUCUCCCUUCUCAUGUCCUGGAUGGGCAUCGUAACAACGGCCAGCACCAGUCACUGUCAAGCCCAGCAGCGUCGGCUCGCCAUGACGGACGACGGCAAAAAGCAGCACAACGCGACCACCGCCACCGGGCUUACAGAUGACUCCAAGCACGCGAGGCCUCCGGUUCAUUUGUCUGAGUCCCAGUUGACCACGCUGGCGGCUGCUUCACAGUCUCCAGGAGCCAUAGAGCAGCUGCUGGACUCAGGUUUGCCUUCCUUGCUGGUUCGCAGCCUCGCCCAGUUCUGUGUCGGCCUCUUAGCCAGCGCAGACCUCCCCCUGCCUGCCGCUCUGGCAGACAGGCGCCAGCACCAGCCGUGCUCCUCAUCCGCUCACAGUCGCACGGCGCUUGCCGCAGAGCUAGCUGCUCCCGUGCUGCACUUCCUCACAGAGGUGGGCAACAGUCACACCAUGAAGGACUGGCUCGGAGGACCGGAGGUCAACCCUCUGUGGACGGCACUGCUCUUCCUGCUGUGCCACUCCAGUGCAAGCGCCAACUCGGGCUGUCAACCGCUGGGGUCGACCUCUGCCGCAGCCCCGGCCCCGUCACAACCCCAGCCCUCGGGUUCACGGUUCUCCCUGGCGUCUUCUGGUCCGUCUGGAGGACUCACCACCCAGCAAAGAACGGCUUUGGAGAAUGCCACCGUGGCUUUCUUCCUUCAAUGCAUCUCCUGUCACCCAAACAACCAGCGACUCAUGGCACAGGUUCUGUGUGAGCUCUUUCAGUCAGCGCCACAGCGAGGAAACGUCCCCAUCUCUGGAAACAUCUCCGGCUUCAUAAGAAGGCUCUUCCUGCAGCUCAUGCUGGAGGAUGAGAAAGUCACAGUCUUCCUGCAGUCUCCCUGCCCGUUAUACAAAGGACGCAUCAAUGCUACCAGCCACAUGAUUCAACAUCCCAUGUACGGGGCAGGCCACAAAUACCGCACGCUGCAUUUACCCAUCUCCACCACGCUGGCUGAAGUCCUGGACCGCGUGUCUGACACACCCAGCAUUACAGCCAAGCUGAUCAGUGAACAGAAGGAGGACAAGGAGAAGAAGAAUCACGAGGAGAAGGAGAAGAUGAAGGCAGACAGUGGCUUCCAGGACAACUACAGUGUGGUUAUGGCCUCUGGUUUGAAGUCACAGUCGAAGCGAGCUCUAUCGACGCCUCCCAGACCUCCGUCAAGAAGGGGUCGGGUGAUGAGUGACAAGUUGACGGCGUCAUCAGUCGACCCAUCUGCCAAAACCAUCAGCGUGCCUGUCUUCCACUUUUACCACAAGCUGCUUCCAGGUCAACCCCUCUCACCUGAGAUGACUCUGGCCCAGCUGCUGACUCUACUGUACGACCGCAAGAUGCCGCAGGGGUACCAGUCCAUCAACCUCACCGUUAGACUGGGCUCCAAGGUCAUUUCAGACCCCGGCCUGUCCAAGACUGACUCCUUCAAACGGUUACGUACUGAAAAAGUGGAUCACUCUGACAUGCUGAGCAGCUGCCCGGAAGAUGAGCCCAUGACACCCGGCGAAGAAUGUCUUGACGCUGCGACGGACGAGUCCCUGCUUGAGACGCACCCCAUCCAAUCACCGCUGCAGGUGUUUGCUGGAAUGGGCGGCCUGGCGCUGAUUGCAGAGAGGCUCCCCAUGCUGUAUCCUGACGUCAUCCAGCAGGUCAGCGCCCCGGUGGUGCCCUCGGCGACACAGGAGAAGCCCAAGGACACGGAUCAGUUUGAGUGGGUCACCAUUGAGCAGUCGGGAGAGCUUGUGUACGAGGCGCCCGAGUCCAUCGCUACCGAGCCGCCACCCAUAAACAAGCAGCAGUCGCAGACGUCGUCCUCGUCUUCCUCCUCGGUGCAGACGAUGUCACCCAUCCCGGCCCAUUCCUUGGCAGCAUUCGGCCUCUUCCUGCGCCUGCCGGGCUACGCCGAAGUGCUGCUGAAGGAGAGGAAACACGCUCAGUGUCUGCUGCGCCUGGUGCUUGGCGUGACAGAUGAUGGAGAGGGCAGUCACAUCCUGCAAUCUCCGUCAGCCAACGUGUUGCCCACGCUGCCCUUCCAUGUUCUGCGUGCGUUGUUCAGCAGCACUCCUCUGACCACCGAUGAUGGUGUGCUGCUACGUCGCAUGGCUCUGGAGAUCGGUGCCAUACACCUCAUCUUGGCCUGCCUGUCCGCUCUCAGCCACCAUGCCCCCCGGUACCCCAAUGCCAACAGCAAUGUGUCAGAGCCGCAGAUGUCAAGUUGUCACGGUGGAGGGACCAGUGAGGACCAGCAGCUGUACUGGGCCAAAGGAACUGGUUUUGGCACUGGAUCCACAGCAUCAGGAUGGGAUGUUGAGCAGGCUCUCACGAAGCAGAGACUUGAAGAAGAGCACGUCACGUGUCUCUUGCAGGUCUUGGCGAGCUACAUUAACCCAGCAGGUUCCAGCAGCUUCCACAGUUGUGGUGCACCGUCGCCAGAGAGCAGAACCCACAACAGCUCGGCACUCCCGGCGGUGCUGCAGGAGCUGCUGAGCCAGUCCUGUCUCAUCCCCGCCAUGUCCUCCUACCUGCGGAACGACUCCGUUCUGGACAUGGCUCGUCACGUGCCCCUGUACCGGGCACUACUGGAGCUGCUCCGGGCCAUAUCAACCUGCACGUCCCUCGUCCCGCUCUUGCUGCCGCUGUCUGGCGACAGAGGGCAGGAGGAGGCGGAGGAGGAGGAUGAAGAACACUCUGAGGGACAGACUUCUGUCGGGAUGCUGCUAGCCAAAAUGAAGACAUGUGUGGACACGUACACAAACCGCCUCAGGUCAAAGAAAGAUAAGAGCAAAAGUGUUGUGAAGACAGACAGCUCUGAUCCGGAGCCUGAGGGCCUGACUCUCCUGGUGCCUGACAUCCAGAGGACAGCUGAGAUAGUCCAUGCCGCCACCACCAGCCUGCGGCAAGCAAACCAGGAGAGGAAGCUGGUUGAGUCUUCAAGGAAGGUGUCAUGCAGACCCAAGCCCCUUUCUGUCCUCCGCUCUCUUGAAGAGAAAUACGUUGCUGCCAUGAAGAAGCUACAAUUUGACACGUUUGAAAUGGUCUCAGAGGACGAGGAUGGGAAGCUGAUGUUCAAGGUCAACUACCAUUACAUGUCUCAGGUGAAGAACGCCAACGAUACAAACAGCGCAUCCAGAUCCCGCCGCUUGGCCCAGGAGGCCGUCACCCUUUCCACCUCUUUGCCUCUGUCGUCCUCAUCAAGCGUCUUUGUCCGCUGUGAUGAGGAGAGGUUGGACAUCAUGAAGGUUCUCAUCACCGGCCCAGCUGAUACUCCAUACGCCAAUGGCUGCUUUGAAUUUGAUGUGUAUUUCCCCCAAGACUAUCCCAAUUCACCUCCGUUGGUGAACCUGGAAACAACCGGUGGACACAGUGUGCGCUUUAACCCUAACCUCUACAACGACGGCAAAGUAUGUUUAAGUAUUCUCAACACGUGGCACGGGAGACCGGAGGAGAAGUGGAACCCACAGACCUCAAGUUUUUUACAGGUGCUAGUGUCAGUGCAGUCCCUCAUCCUGGUGGCCGAGCCCUACUUCAAUGAGCCAGGCUAUGAGCGCUCCCGUGGGACACCCAGUGGCACCCAGAGCUCACGGGAAUACGAUGGCAACAUACGCCAGGCCACCGUGAAAUGGGCCAUGCUGGAACAAAUGCGCAACCCCUCGCCGUGCUUCAAAGAGGUGAUCCACAAGCAUUUUUUCCUGAAGCGAAUGGAGAUCAUGUCUCAGUGCGAGGAAUGGAUCACCGACAUUCAGCAGUACAGCAGCGACAAGCGCGUGGGACGCACCAUGUCCCAUCAUGCCGCAGCCCUCAAGCGACACACGGCUCAGCUCCGAGAGGAACUACUGAAGCUUCCCUGCCCGGACGGUCUGGAAGCGGACGGUGACGAGUUCUUGGAGAAGAGCGCCGCCCUCAUCCUCAAAGAGAUGCCCGGCCAGGAUUUCGAGAAGCCCGGGGGCAGUCAGGACGACCCCGGCAGCGAGGGCCAGCUAUGAUCCUUCCCACCAAGCAUCCCCUCUUCCUCAUCAAGAUGACGACUCUCACUAAAGACUCGAGGCUUCGGAGCACAAGUCGGCAGUUUGUCAAUAUUUGUAUGUACAAAUGUAAUAGUAUAAUAGUGGAGAAAGAAGGCCUUGAGAGGAACUCUGAACUAUGCUAUGCCCUUAAUCCACACAGACUUUUAUUUACCUUGAAAAAGCUUGUAAACAUUUUGUGCUUUUCUUUUGUGAAAUAACCACUGAUUGGUAUCUUAUUCAACCUCUUUAUGUAUACAGCAAAUUAUAAGGGAAGCCUUUAGAAUGUUUACCAAAUUUUAAUUCCCCACCCCAGCCUGUCUUUAUGACUGUUAGAGCGAGAACAGACGUCAUCAAGGAUAAAGUGAUCAUUCUCCAACGACGGUAUUGCCGGAGGAAAUAAAGGCGUAACAGAAUCCCAUCAAAAGACAACAAGUCCCCUUCUCUGGUCAUCGGUCGCUUCAUUUGAUAUCUCUGGGAUCAUAUCCACGUUAAGUGUCCUCCCGUGGAGACGUCCAUCAUGAGACGCGAGGGCUCGUGCAUGUCGUGUGUGUGUGUGUGUGUGUGUGUGUGUGUGUGUGUGUGUGUGUGUGCAACAAUCCCCUGUGAGAUACAAAGCUGUGAUGUGCCUUUGAUUGACAC